AUGGCUUUUGCCUCUGGCUUUCGUUGCUUGCUUAAUGGAUCUUCGACCUUCUCUUCUGUUAUUUACUCCCGAAGUUUAACCCUCACAACCCCAGAGGACCUCAAUUCAACCUUCACAACCCCAGGCUUCCCAAGGUUAAUAACCGACGAAAAGCUUAGAAAGGCUUUUGAAGAUUAUGGCGAAGUUCUUAAAGGUCUUUUUACUAAAAUAAGAGAGUUGAUUGGAAUGGGUGGAGUUGGGAAAAAGAAAAGAGGGAGGCAUUUACUUGACAAUUGCCUUGAUGAUAUGGAAUUUAUGGCCAAGAAUUUCGAUAAAGUUGCCAUCGAACGGUUAAGAAUGGUUGCUUCUAGUGACCUCGUCCGCAUCUCUUACACAGAAGCAGUGGCCAUUCUUGAGGAGCCAGCAAAAAAGAGGCAGUUUGAGAAACAAAGUGGAAUGGAGCACAUCCAUAGCAGCAACAGUCUUGUUGAUUUGACUGAAGUGAAAUAUAGAUCACCUAUUAUUGUGUAUAAUUACCCAAAAGGUAUUAAAGCAUUCAAUUCAGACAACAAGACUGUUGCUGCUAUGGAUGUGCUUGUACCGAAGAUGAUGUAUUAA
Messenger RNA from Cornus florida, 597 nucleotides. Its product is annotated as asparagine--tRNA ligase, cytoplasmic 1-like. The transcript is spliced from 6 exons. The coding region runs from base 1 to 597 and encodes 198 amino acids. The record is from RefSeq and is a predicted model, not a curated record. Lineage: Eukaryota; Viridiplantae; Streptophyta; Magnoliopsida; Cornales; Cornaceae. Gene Ontology annotation, molecular function: asparagine-tRNA ligase activity. Gene Ontology annotation, cellular component: mitochondrion. Gene Ontology annotation, biological process: asparaginyl-tRNA aminoacylation.